UUGGAUUUUGAUGUUGAAUUGUCAUCAAAUGUUAAGUUCAACAAAAAUGACCUUAUUAGAAAGGUUGUUAAGAAAAUUAUUCCUAAUCAUGAUUUUAAAGAAAAUUGUACAGAGGGUAUUGAACUUGGUCUAGAAAUAAAGGAUGUUUUAAUGCCACUUGCUAAGAUUUAUUACAAUAAGUUCAGAUCUUUCUUGGAUAAAAUUUUCUUUGAAUUAAAAAAAGAUUAA
Racocetra fulgida is the source of this 228-nucleotide messenger RNA. Lineage: Eukaryota; Fungi; Glomeromycota; Glomeromycetes; Diversisporales; Gigasporaceae. The record is from the annotation of a GenBank genome assembly.